AGUCAAUUUAGAACUUAAAAAAUUAGUCUAUUUGUAUAUUAUCAAUUAUGCAAAAAUUAUGCCUGAUUUUGCUAUGAUGGUUAUUAAUAGUUUUAGAAAAGAUGCUCUAAGAAUUUAUUAAAGUAAAUAAUAAUUAAAAUUUCAUAGGAUGAAGAUUCCUAUGUUAGAAAAACAGGAGCAAUUUGUAUUUCAAAAUUAUUUGACUUAUCAUCAUUAGGACUAUUAAAACUCUUAGAAUAUUUACUUAAUGAUGAUAAUGCUAUGAUUGUAGCAAAUGCUUUAUGCUUAUUGUUUAAGAAUCUAAAAUAACAACACUACUUUAAUUAAAUACAUAUACUAUUUAAAAAAUAUUAAAAGCCUAUUGAAUGGGGUUGA
Paramecium sonneborni is the source of this 375-nucleotide messenger RNA. The record is from the annotation of a GenBank genome assembly. Lineage: Eukaryota; Ciliophora; Oligohymenophorea; Peniculida; Parameciidae.